CAUGCCAAUAGCAAGUAUAGCAAAAACAUCGAGCAAUAUUAAAUUACCGAAAAACAUCCUUGUAAGAACAGUGACAAGCUCAAUGCAUUGAGCGCAUUAAUCCCUUUUUUUUAAUUAAUUCUUUUCUCAUCUAACGGAUCGCGUGACAGAUCGAACGCGUUUGUUAGAUCAGAGUUUUAACAAAACAGAUAGAGCUUCAAGAUGUACACACGGAGCAGGCAAAAUCAGGGCUAUGGCAAUGCACGGAAUGCAAACAAUUCCCAAAUUCAAGGGUCCUAUACAAUGCCUGUACUAGUAGCUAUACAACAAUACCGAGGAGGUGCAUUCGACCAGGGACUAGGUCGUCAGUUACCCACAUAGCAUACCCUACCGUAGGCCGUUUUCUUGGUAGUUCGUGCUGAACUCGUGUCUAAGCAAAUUUUACUAUUGUAGAAAUGCUAUAUCAUUGUAAGCAUUUUACUUACUGCAUGAUAUCUUUAAUCUCAAUUUCUCAGCUUUUUAUUUAAACUGAAUAAGAAAAUCAGAUUUUAUUAUUUUUAAUAUUUAUAUUAAUUUAUAAUAUAAUUUUAUUAUGUAAUAAUAUUAACGAUUUUUUUUACAAUCUUUUACUUUUUAAAUGUAUUUUAAUUUGGAUACCCACAAUAAAAAAGCAUUAUUUAUCAUGCUUUUUUCUACGAGAGUUUAUCAUAUUACAAAUACUAUUUAUUAAUACAUAAUAUAUUUUCAACAAAAACUUAGCUCAGUCAUGAGUAAAGAGACGUUGGCCACAGUAAAGGUAACAUGGUUGGUAUGAGCUAUGGAGGUAGCAUUUAAUUGUUCUAGCAUACGAUGCUAGACCUUGGUGGGGUAGCACAACCGUAGAGGUUCCUUGUGUAGCGGCGACCCACCCUAUGUUUUACAGUAUGAUACACAAGGAAGUUACCAAGCAUCGCAAUCUACGUCCAAUCAACAAAGCAAUUAUAAACAAGGCAACAUACAAAACUCACAAGGCUUCAAAUCGCAGCCGCAGCAGCAGCAGCAGCUGCAACAACAACAGCCAGCGCAAAUGCCACCAGCCGCAGUGACACGACCUUUAUCAACUAUGGUGCCUACACAACAAUUAAAAUCGCAAAUGCAACAACAAGGACAGCAGCAAAUGUUACAACAGCAACCACCGCCGCAGCAGCAAAUACAACAACAACCUCAACAACAGUUACAACAGCAGCAGGCAAACCCAGCUCCAUUACCGCAACGAUUGAAGCCAAUCUUAAAACAAAGUACAGCAAAUGUGCAACCAACUACAACUGUUGCGCAAAUUACGCCUGUGACUUCUCAACCUUGUGUGCCUCCUGUAGUAUCUGCUCCGACUCUAUUCUCCGAUCCUACUAAUAACAAUUCUGAUGUUAAUGAUGACAGUAUAAAGACAGAAGAUGGAGAUAUUGAAAUGCAAGAUGUUCAACCAAGAUGGCGAAGAAAAAUACCUGGAUUUAAGGUAAAUAAAAAAUUGAAACGUCUUCGUAUGAAUCAGCGUCUAAGAAAAACUUUGCAGCCUAAAAAUGCAAUAAUGGUUUUGAACGAGAUGAAAGCCGGAGUUCAAUUUACAUUCCCUGAAACCCAAGGACCUAUGACAAAUUCACUUUAUCUCGUUCAUGCUGAGCUUGAUGGUAAAACUUAUGUUGGACAAGGAUUAUCUAAACCACUUGCUCGUCAAAAUGCAGCCGAGAAUGCAUUAAAAGCUUUAUUACUUGAAAAGAUGACAGCAGCAUCUAUGAAAGCACGUAUAGAUGCUGAGUCAGAUGGACAAGCUAAUUCAUCUUCAGAUGGAAUAAAGGAAGAAAUGAAUGAAGAUAGUAAUACUAUGGACACUAGUACUGAAGACGAAAUUCCAUGGAGUUCACUAGCCAGUUUUGCGCUUUAUAAACUUUUCCUUGAAUGGCAUAAUCAAGGAACAUCAGUCCCAGUACCACGACCUGGUUUGCCAGCUACAAAAGGAGCUAAAAAAGAUAAUCCUAAUGCACCUAAAACUCCCGUUCAAAAGGAACUUCCACCUAAUCCUGUAAAUAUACAUCCAGUUAUGUUAUUGAAUCAGAUGAAACCGGGACUAACAUAUGUAGAACUCAGCCGUGUUGGUAAUCCACCAAAUACAAUGUUUACUUUGGCUGUUGAAAUUGAUGGAAUUGAAUAUUCAGGGACAGCUAAAAACAAAAAAGAUGCCAAAAAGGCAGCAGCUAAGGCAGCACUGUUAGCAUUAUACAAUUUAACUUAUCCUGAAGAUAUCGCCAAACAGGAAAAUAUGGUAGUUGGUUAAAAUGUAUAAAGUUUUAUUUAUAAUAUAAUUUUCCAAAUAAAUUUUUUUUUUUUCAAUAAAACAUGAAAUGCAUUGAAGUAAAAAACUGAUAUUAUAUAUCCAGAAAUAUAGAUUGGGCUAAAUAAGAACCAAGCGCAGUAAACGAUGCGCGGAGUUUUGUAUAUGUUGAGAAGUAAUUUAUUGUACGUUUCAAUUCUAGAUUCGAACUAUUCUUGACAAAUAAUAGUAAUUAAAGCAUAUAUAAGCGCAUUUAGCGGACUUAACAGUUGAGUAUCGUCUUGCUAACACUUGAUUUAGUCUUACAAAAAUUAAUCGCGUAUGAUUGCUACGCAACUACUGAAUACACCCCAUGUGUCGGCCUAUGGUGCCCCGUAAUACUUAGGGACGUGCAAACAUACUGCACUUCUUUUCCAUAAAGGACGAAAUAUAUUGGUUUUCUGAUUUUGUGGAACUAUCAUGAAAAUUAGGACUGCAUUUGCAAGAUCUGGUACUGGGAAUCACGAGGACCGAGACAACUACACAUGCACGCUUCAAUUAAUAUUAUUUGCAAAAGAUGGUCUGAGUUCAGAAUCUAAACGUACAAUACAUUACUUCUCAACAUGUACAAAAUUCCGCGCAUUGUUUAUCGCGCUUAGCUCUUAACCCAAUCUCAGACAUAAAAUAUAAUUUUUAUUGACAAAGCAUAGAAUUACAUCUAAUAUCUGUAGUGUACACUGAUGUUCGUUUUGAUUUUACAUAUUGACAAUCUUGGAUUUUUGGUAUACUUCUUGCAAUUUACCUUUACACUAUAGUGCACAUUAAAUGUUAUUGUACAAAAAUUUACAUUAUAAGCAUAAAUUAAAACGUUAAAUAAUUGUAUGAGAAAUAAUUGUAUAAUAAAUAUGAGUUAUUAUUAUUAUUUAUAUUGAACAAUAAUAAUAUAGUAGCUCUCUUAAUAAUAAUAGUAGUAGCUCUCUUAAUAAUAAUUCUAAUAAUAGCUCUGUUAAUUAUUUGCCAUUGUAAAUUUGUGUAUGAUUACUUUUAUGUGCACUUGCAUCACUUCGCUAUAAGUCACGCAAUUUUGAAUGAUAUAAUUAUUGCUAAUCUUCUACAGUUAUUUUCUCUAUAUAAAUUUAUUUUUUACAAGAAUAAUGUUCGUUAAAAAAAAGAUAUAUGUGAUUAUUUCACAAUUAAUUAUCAAAUUAUAUUUAUAAUGCCAUAAAUUUUCUAUAAUUAUUAUUAAAACUACAUGUGCAUAUUAUUUGCACAUUGCUUAACAUACCAAUGAGAAAAAUAAUAUUGUAAAGAUAUUACAAUAUUAUAUUUACCAAACUAGUAAGAGUCACACAUGGAUGAUAGUGCCAGUUUUAAAGAAAAUUAAUUUUUCAUUGAAACUGAUUAAUUGUGCAUAGAGCACAAAAUUUUAUACAAUACCAAGUAUUUUAAUAAUUUAUUAUCGUAAAUCCUCUUAAUCUCUCUGAAAAUCUGUAAUAAUCUUGAAUUGAGAUUUGGUAUUGUAUCAAAGAAAUUUGUGCAUAAUUAAUCAGUUUCAAUAAAAAAUUUAUUUUCCUUGAAACUGAUGCACUACCAUACGCAUCUGACUUUUACUAGUCCGAUAAAUUCAAAUUUGUGUUUCACAUUGAGAGUUAUACUAUUUUUUUUAAUUGUAAAAAUAUGAAAGUGUUCAAUUAUCUAUUUUAUCAUUUUUUUCCAAUCAUUAACUAUAAAAAUGUUCUAUCCCUAUAUUUGUAUUGCGUAACUUAUUUUGUAUAUUGAUUAUAUAUAUGAUAUUAAAUACAUAUGUAAUGUGAUACAUCCACAUUUUGCGCCUUUAUAAUUGAGAAUUUUAUGGGUGAGUUCGUGUUUAGUAGUUUACUUUUAGAAUACUUAAUUACAUUCAAGUAAAACCUAAAAAGUGGACGUAUCCUAUAUUUAAAAUAUUCUUUAAUGUACAUAUCUCGGAAAAACUAAAUAUAUUCUUAUUUAAAAUUUAGAGAACUUCAUCAAAUAUUGUACUACACAAUAUAGCGAAAAAGUGUACUAUACAAUAUAAUAAUAAUUAUGCAUAGAAAUCGAGAAAUUUUUAUUAUAUCAUGGAUUAAUUACUGUAAUAAUGGCAUUGAUCACAUAAUUGACUACCAUGUUACAUAGCACUAUGUAUAUUGUUAAAAAAGAUAGUAUUGUAAUGAAUGUAAUGAACAUAUUAAAUUAAUGUGUAUUAAUAAAAUUAAAAAUCUUUAUUAGA
Molecule: messenger RNA, 4511 nt
Organism: Cataglyphis hispanica
Lineage: Eukaryota; Metazoa; Arthropoda; Insecta; Hymenoptera; Formicidae
Product: double-stranded RNA-specific editase 1-like
Exons: 6
Coding region: 1046-2287 (413 amino acids)
Biological process (GO): adenosine to inosine editing; RNA processing
Cellular component (GO): cytoplasm; nucleolus
Molecular function (GO): tRNA-specific adenosine deaminase activity; double-stranded RNA binding; double-stranded RNA adenosine deaminase activity
Source: RefSeq, a predicted model, not a curated record